AUGGCGGAGGCGGCAGAGGGUGCCAGUGAUGCAACGGAUGAAUACCUUUUGGAAAAACUGAAGGUGAAAGAAACCAGCUGGCUUGGGAUCUGCGAGACUAAACCAGCGCAUUUCGUCACCGGUUCAGAAGAUUUAAUUACACCUUCUGUUACUUGCGAACCACCUCAGAGUUCAUCGUGUCAGCUCAAAGCCUCCGUAUCUUUUGCUCAACCAUUCUCCUCUCAUUUUGAAAAUACACCAAGAGAACUGGUUGAUAACGUUCUGGAGGAAUUGGAGCUUUGCGUAACGUUGCUGGAAGCCUGGCCUGGAGAGGGACAGGGUGAUGCUGGAUUUGAGUUGCCCCGGCGUUGGAAGUUGAAGCAGCGCUCACUCUUUCCUGUACGGGUGAAAGAUUUUUCUGUGGACGCUCCCUUUCAGCAGCACAGUAAUUUGAACACGGCUUUAGAAAGUCAGUACAGUGGAGACCACGCGGUCGUUUUCCCAGGAGAAUACGAGGCUGUAAACUUAUCCCUCUUAACUAAAGACAUUAUUAUACUUGGAACCGGAAAACCAGAAGAACCCGUGGUUGUUUCUGAACCCCCUCACGAGAGCUCUGUGGUGUCAAAAGCCCAAGAGACAAAACUAACGCACCUUAGGUCGGUACAGCAGAGAACAGGCAAUGGUGUCGUGGCUGCCAAAUCUGGGUCGGCGCUCCCUGGGGCUCCUCUGAGCAUCACAGAUAGCGAGAUUACUGGAGCUUGGGGCUCUGGUGUUGAGCUGUACCCAAGAAGCACAGCUAUCUUAGAGAGUUACAAAAUUCAUCGCUGCAAUAGGACCAGAACCAGUGAGACCUCACAUCACAGCCAGGGUGGCAUUAAUGUUAAGGUUGUUCCUGAACCCAAACUGGAAAAGAAAAAUAAUCACAUUUUCAGUAAUGGUGACGGAGUGACCAUUCUUCAAUCUACAGAAAAGCCUACAUCAGCAGAAAGGAUUGUGGAGUUUACUGCAUCAGACCAUGCAAAAGAUGAUACAUGCUUCAACUUAAUCCCGGAUUUAAAUUUGGAGAUGAAUACCAAUGCACUUGAUGAUAUCAAAGAUAGCUCUGUAGUUCAUAGGUGGAUAUCUAAGCUUCAUGUGGCAUUUGGCUUUUAG
Messenger RNA from Gymnogyps californianus (California condor), 1131 nucleotides. It is a transcript of the gene SHCBP1L, whose product is annotated as SHC binding and spindle associated 1 like. Lineage: Eukaryota; Metazoa; Chordata; Aves; Accipitriformes; Cathartidae. Gene Ontology annotation, cellular component: meiotic spindle. Gene Ontology annotation, biological process: male meiosis cytokinesis; spermatogenesis. The record is from RefSeq and is a predicted model, not a curated record.